Molecule: messenger RNA, 6520 nt
Organism: Erpetoichthys calabaricus (reedfish)
Lineage: Eukaryota; Metazoa; Chordata; Cladistia; Polypteriformes; Polypteridae
Gene: ikzf2
Product: IKAROS family zinc finger 2
Exons: 8
Coding region: 888-2372 (494 amino acids)
Biological process (GO): regulation of transcription by RNA polymerase II
Molecular function (GO): DNA-binding transcription factor activity; RNA polymerase II cis-regulatory region sequence-specific DNA binding
Source: RefSeq, a predicted model, not a curated record
AAUGAAUUCCAGUACCAGCUCGGGCAUUACGUGUGGAUAUGUAAUCAUCUGCGUGGAUCUUGGAAAUAAAGAGUUGUAGCCGUUGCGAUUGUAUAUUAUUCAUUUAGCGAGUAUUUAAACGAAUACCUAAAUUCCACGCCCGCCACACGCUGUCUCCGGCGACCUGUAAUCGAUUACCGAGCUCGCACGACUGGCUUUUGUCGCGCUUGAUCCGUUUCUCGGCGUUUGACCGUUCACCCAGUAGAUCCUUCUUGUCUUCCCGACUGCCAGCCUUAGCCAGCUUGCCAGUCUUUGAGCCGAAGAUGGAGGAAGUAAGAGCAGGAUUAACUAGAGCUGCAGAUCCUUUAACGUGAAAGAAAGAGGAGGAGGAGGAGGGGAGAAUCGAGAGGCUGCUAAACGAGGAAAAAUGCAUAAUUAAGAGUGAUGAAGUUUUUGCUUUUAUCCCCUUAAAGCAACAGGUAAUGGCUGGUGCUUAAAUAGAAAUCGCACUUGGCCUCUUAAUAAUAAAAAAUAACGUUAUAAAUAAACUAAGAUAAAGAAAAAUCAGCAGUCUGUUAGUAUUCCAACUUGAACUGGACGCAGUACUUCACACAUUCCGCUUCUGCAACGCAUCGGCUCUCCGAUCACUUGUUGAUAACCGCAGACAGACAGAAGCUGGACAGACACACGAACGUUAAGUGACACAAAGUGCUCCACUCGACCCAGCCGUGACAUUAUAGACAAGACAGCUAGCGGCGCGCGUUACUUUGGGCUGGAAAGGGCACGGACGGAAGGACGGAUGAACGAAACGUACAAGUGAUCGGCGGCGCGCGGGGAUGCAGGUACAGGUGUAGACAGAACAACUUCGUGUAGCCACCUAAUUAUGGUGACAGCCCUGUCCCUCGACUAUGGAAACAGAGGCUGCUGAUGGCUACCUGACUAGUAACGGAGAUCUUUCUUCCCGAGAGGAACACACCAGAAUGGUGGUAGAUCUUUCCUGUAAUGCAGCUAAUGGUCGACAUUCGCCAGCAAUGAAAAACAUCAAGCUGGAAGAUCAAAGUGAGGAGGAGUCCGAAACUAGAGUUCUCGAUCAGGAGGAAGAAGCCCACACUGUGGAGGAGGCGAGUGGGGUAGACGAUGCAUUAAUGGGAAGCCCCAACGGACUCCAUGACACCAGCCAGGGACCGGAUGGAAAUGUUAAUGGAGGAAUCCGACUGCCCAACGGUGAAAGGCCAUUCCACUGCAAUCAAUGUGGUGCUUCAUUCACCCAGAAAGGAAACUUGCUGAGACACAUUAAGCUUCACACGGGAGAGAAACCCUUCAAGUGCCCGUUCUGCAGCUACGCGUGCCGGCGACGGGAUGCACUUACCGGGCACCUCAGGACUCACUCAGUGGGCAAGCCACACAAAUGCAACUACUGUGGGCGGAGCUACAAGCAACGCACGUCCCUGGAAGAACACAAGGAACGCUGUCACAAUUACCUGCAGAGCAUCAGUGUGGAUCCUGGGGCCCACCAAGCACCACAUGUGGAAGAAGGGAAAGAGCAGGAAGCUUUGGACGAAAGGAUGUCGUUAGUGCCUUUUGAAAGACCACCAGUUAUUGAGCGGCUAAACAGCAAUGUCGGGAAGCGAAAAAGCACAACACCUCAGAAAUUUGUGGGUGAGAAGCAUAUCCGGUACGGCUACCCAGACAUGCGUUUUGAUAUGAAUAUCAAGUACGACAAAGACGCUGAGAUGAUUCAUAUGAUGGACCAGGCCAUGUCCUACUUGGGGACCGAUCCGAUGCGCCCUCUCUUACACCAUCCACCGGUCUCCAUGGCAGACGUCGUGCCCAUGAUGAACCCUCUUUACUCUCAGGUCUAUCAUGCAAACAGGAUUGACCGUCCAAGUGGCAAAGAAGCGGUUCCAGUGACUCACGAUUUUCCAGCCGAUGGACCGAUAUCUCUGAUCAGACCAAAGAUCAUAUCAAUGGAGCGAGAAGCAUCUCCGAGCAAUAGCUGCCUGGAGUCGGUCGACUCGGAGAGCAGCAGUCAUGAAGAACGCUUGAGGUAUCCAAGCAGCCACGCAUCAAGUGCCAAAGCUAAACAAAGUCCCGCAUACUCCAAAGACGAGCAGACCACCCUAGAUAUGAGCAAGACUGCGGCCGCGGCGAUCACCUCGGCCGUGGGCACCCCUAAAGACGUCUACAAGGUAUAUAAUGGAAACGGGGACCACAUCAAAGCAUUCAAGUGUGAGCAUUGCCGCGUGCUCUUUUUAGACCACGUGAUGUACACCAUACAUAUGGGUUGCCAUGGCUACAGGGACCCUUUGGAGUGCAACAUAUGUGGCUAUCGGAGUCAAGAUCGCUACGAAUUCUCGUCUCACAUGAUUCGUGGAGAGCACAUAUUCCACUAGUUGGCGCGAGGUGUCGUCCUAAAUCAUGUCGGAUUUUAGAGGGUAUGUGGACAGGAUGCGAAAGAUGAAGUUCUGUGCUCUUUAUCGUUUAUUGUCAUUUUUCAGGAAACGACUUCCGGUCAUAUAUUUACUUGUGUCUAUAUGUGUGUGUGUUUUUAUAACAUUUUCUAAAAAAAUUUUGGCUCUUUGUAAUUAGUUACACAGUUGCAGUCCUGUAUCUUAUUGUAUUUUAUGCAUAUUUGUAGGAUUUUCUCAGGUACAUCUAAAAAAGGUAAAUAAGAAUUUGUUUUGAUCUACAUACGUCAGGUGGCUCAUACAGCCAGAAGACAAUUUCUUUCUUGGAAGUGCAUGUCCGAGAGAGACAAAGAUAUGAAUAUCUCUCUAUCUGAAGGACGUUACACAAUAUUGGCACCGUUACCUGCAAGCAUUAUUAUUAUGAUGGAGGACGCCCCACUGCGGCUUUCGUAAGAUCUGAUAAAUGUCUGAAAAUUAUAGCGAUAUGUCCUCAGGGCUGGGCUUUUGAUUUCAUCACCAAACACCGCCUGCUCUUUCACAUAACAUUAAACUGCUCAGACCAAGAACUGCACGAACUGAUGGCAGCCCCGUUUGUCAUCGGCUCGACUAAUCAUUAUACGAAAUUCUGCGUUAUUACAAUAAAAAUGUAUUUAAGAUGUUACGUUUACCCUGAUUAUGCUGACAGUGUGCAAAAGUCUCCUUCAUAAUGUGGGGGGCAUAAUCAUAAUGUUACCUGAAGAACAUCUGGAGCGUCAGCGUUUGGUGUCUUCAUGGCCGAUAAACGCUUAAUUAAAAGGACUCGUAGAGUGACGUGCGGCCCCUUAGAAUGAAGGGGGGUUGUCAUGGGGGGUAUCGCUUGUGACAUUUAUUCAGUUUCAGAUUGUAACGUCUGUCAUUUACAGAAUGGCCACAAGUAUCAUGUGUGUUGUCCGUCUUGGCAUGUGAAGGAUAAACCUUUAAUUACUAAUUACCUCAUUCUCGUAAAAAUGCGCAGAGCACAAAAGGGUUUAGCGUUAAAUCCUCUUCACGUUGGAAGCGAGACCACUCGUAACGGGGGGUUAUUAUGAAGAAUUAAGGGCAUUUGGUUUAAUAUACUUUUUUAUUAUUUUAAAAUGAGCCUACCGAAACGGCCUCUGGAUCCUGAUUCACGCCCACCCACGCAAUCAGUUUGGGGCUUUAAUAGGGGCGCCUUGAAGAGAUUUCCACAUUCAGAAGGUCCUACUGCUAAUUGUGCUGCUCACCCUGACAUUUGGAGAACAGUUUGGACUUUUAAUGGGCUACACAGUAAACUUAGUUGUUUAUUUUUUAAAUGCACUUAUCACAUUUGUAAAUUAUUUCAAAGUAGCAAAGGAGCAUGUGGGGAGUGGAUUAUGCCAAGAGAGACCCUGAAAGGAGUUUUUAUGAACAAAAAAAAAAUGUAGGAAUUUACAAACUGCAUGGCACAAAAACAGUAUUCUCAAGAUAGCCUCGGGAUUCUGAAAUUAGUCUGCACCGAUGGUGUGUGUGUGUGUGUGUGUGUGUGUGUGUGUGUGUGUGUGUGUGUGUGUGUGUGUGUGUGUGUUCGUUCUCUGAACCUGCUUGUUCCAGUCUGGCCUGCCAUAGUCAGGAGGAGGGCUGCAGUCGGCUCAGUGCCAGUGAGUGAAGUCGGACGCCUCGGUCGGGCCACAGAAAGGAUGUGCGCACUUGAACCCUGCACUCCGACACCCACAUUUAAUAGAUCUGCAGUAUAUUUACACUAUGGCGCUACUGGCCCAUUGGAUCCAGUGCCUUGGGGUCAGGUCGUGCACUGGGACAAUGCGACAAUGUCUAUGUGGAGUCUGCAUGGAGACUGUUCAGCUGGGAACUUCUGUGUUCCUCCGACAAUCCUCGAAGGCAUGAAGGACUCAGACUGAGCAGGUGUGAGUGGGAGCUCUAUGGGCUGGCAACCACAUGUAUUAGUCAGUUACUGGUUGUGCACGUUUUACAUCUAUAUACGUAGUCAGCACAGUAUCGGUCUGUCUGUUAUAAAGGGCCUUUUACAUCUGUCUGUCUGUCUGUCUGUCUUAUAUAAUCCUUCUCAUAACUGUGUCUGUCCAUCUAUUUAUAUGGUGCCUUUUAUAUUCUAUGUAAUCUAUCUAUCUAUCUAAUCCUGCCUAUUACACUAAAACAUCUAUCUAUUAUAUAGUACCUUUCACAUCUAUCCCAUCUGGCUGUCUAUCUGUCUUAUAUAGUCCUUUUCAUAACUGUGUCUGUCCAUCUAUUUAUAUGGUGCCUUUUAUAUUCUAUGUAAUCUAUCUAUCUAUCUAUCUAAUCCUGCCUAUUACACUAAAACAUCUAUCUAUCUAUCUAUUAUAUAGUACCUUUCACAUCUAUCCCAUCUGUCUGUCUGUCUUAUAUAGUCCUUUUCAUAACUGUGUCUGUCCAUCUGUAUGUCCAUCUAUUUAUAUAAUGCCUUUCAUAUUCUAUCUAUCUAUCAAAUCCUGCCUAUUACACUAAAAUAUCUAUCUUUCUAUCUAUCUAAUCCUGUCUAUUAGAUAUCAAUCUAUCUAUUAUAUAGUACAUUUCACAUCUAUUCCAUCUGUCUGUCUAUCUUAUAUAGUCUUUUUCCUAACUGUGUCUGCCGAUCUAUUUAUAUGGUGCCUUUCACAACUAUCUAUCUAUCCUAUCUGUCUGUCUGUCUGUUAUAUAGUGCCUUUCAAAUCCAUCUUUGUAUCAAAUCCAUCUGUGUAUAUUUCUCUCUUUUAUCAAUCAGUUUGAUUUGUCUUAUACCCACAGGGCAAAUUGUAGUAAAAUACCCAGCUACACGAGCUUAAUAAAUAUAUAUUAUGUAUUUAUAUCUCCGAUAUAUUCUGUUUUCUGUCUGUCUGCAUGUCUGUCUAUCACACUGACACACACAUAUAUAUAUAUAGUGUUUGUAUUUAUAUUUGUAUACAUAAACUCUGUAUAUGUGUGUGUGAGUAUGUAUGUAUUUUUCCAUCUUCCGUCCCUUUUCUUAUCCAUAUACAGUAUAUCCUCGAAUUUCCCUGUGGGAUUCAUAAAGUUCAUCUGAUCUAACCUAAUACUGUAUGUGCAUACUUGCUGACUAAUCAUGUAAAGGCAAAACUUUAAAUUACGCCACAGUCACAUUCAAUGAUGUGUGUCUGUUUGCUUGCUUAUUUUCUUCUCCUUCUUUUUCUUUUUCCUUCUCCCCAUCUUGCCUUCUUAUUGCCGCAAAUCCAUGAAUGCCCCAUGGCGGCUUCCCCUCAGGGUUUUGUUUUGUUAUCAGUAAGGCUCGGCCGGCCAUAACAGAGUCCGCUCCCUCUUUUGUAACAGAAGGCCCGCUCCCGGUGGGUGUGCGUGCGUGCGUGCGCGUGUGUGACUCAGUGCGUGCGUGUGCGUGUGCGUGUGUGUGACUCGCGCGUCUCUCUGUCUUGAUCAUGUAGCCCGUGGCCGCAGCAGACGCUGCUGUGUGCACAAAUUGUAACCCUAAGAUGUUUUAUUUUAUUUUGUUAUGUUGCGUUUAACGAAGCAUCGCUCCGAGUUUGUAGUCACUUAUAACAAAGCUGCUGACUUGUUUUAUCCUUAUUUUUAUUAAAAAAAGAAAAAGCAUCAGCAAGUUUGUGCGCUGUUUGUAUUGUUGCCGAUUGAAGUUCUUGUUCUCAUUGUGUGUUCGGCGUCCUCGUGAUGGGGUGACGCUCUGCUUGUUCCUUAGCCAUAUAAUCUGUUUACAGUUUGUCAUUUUUACUAAAAUCUGUUUUUUGAUUUGAAUAAACUUGAAGAGAACAACAUUUGUCCAAGUGUACAGACGAGGUACGCACCUGCAUUUUCUUCCAUUGCCUAUUUAAUUGUAAAACUGUAAAAAGAAAAAAAGUUUUAUUUUCCUUGAAAAUGUUCAUAAAAUGUUUAAUGUGUGGGUUGAUAUACAGUAGGUGUAUAUUUUUUAAGAUAUCUAAAUAUAUUUACAUAUUCAUAUAUAUUUUAAUUGCUUGUAAAAGACUACUGAGAGGGCUUUUCUUAUUGAAAACAAUGGCUGUUUUAUUUUUCUGAACAGGCAACUCAGGACCAUGUGAAGAAUUUAUUACUGUUAUUUUGUAAACGGCUUUUUAAAAGGGACAUUCAAUGUUUUAUUUAAAAGUCUGGGAUGAUAUUUUAUUAAAGAUUCUAUUUCAAUCUUU